Messenger RNA from Manduca sexta (tobacco hornworm), 730 nucleotides. RefSeq names its product NADH dehydrogenase [ubiquinone] 1 alpha subcomplex subunit 8-like. The record is from RefSeq and is a predicted model, not a curated record. Gene Ontology annotation, biological process: mitochondrial electron transport, NADH to ubiquinone. The transcript has a single exon. NCBI's taxonomy places the organism in Eukaryota, Metazoa, Arthropoda, Insecta, Lepidoptera, Sphingidae. Bases 169 to 708 code for a protein of 179 amino acids.
UAGAUAUCAAAUGGUCAAAGAUUUAAAAACUUGAAUUGUAGACAUUGAUGGAUACAAUCAAAGAUACAAUUUUCUACAUAUAUUAUAAUUCUCUUUGGAUACAAUAUUGAUAUUAUUGUUUACAUCAGAACCGUGUUAAUUUAUAGUGUUUCAAGAACUAAAUUCACUAUGGUGCUAACCAAAGAAGUGGAUUUACCACAAUUUACAACAUUGACAGUACCAGAGAUUAAUGUGUCGACAGCAACAUUAAUGGCCGCAGCUCCUUACCUCGGAAAACAUUGCGAAAGCGUCAACAAUGAAUUCAUGCUGUGUCGUCAAGAGUUGAAUGAUCCACGUCCAUGCAUCGAACUCGGUAAACGAGUUACCGCAUGUGCGAUGCAAGUGUUUAAGAAGAUCAAGAAAGAAUGUAAGGAUGAAUUUAAUCAAUAUGCUAACUGUGUUGACAAAAGUUCUGGAGAUUAUGGCUUUAAGGAUUGCCGUAAAACUCAGGCUGUGUUUGAUACAUGCAUGAUGGAAAAACUAUGCAUGGAACGGCCCGAUUUUGGGUAUUUCUGUCGGGGGCGUAUCCAUAAGAGUCCCAGUGCACCACCGACACCGCCGCCAUGCCCCUGUCACCCGAAGGUACCUGAUGCGACUCCUUCCCUUCCAGAUUGUAAACCGCGUUAUCCUGCACGCUUUGGUGGUCGUUCUUAUUAUAUGACAGAAUAAUAAAAUUGCAAAAUUUGAUGUA